This is a messenger RNA of Benincasa hispida (wax gourd), 483 nucleotides long. The record is from RefSeq and is a predicted model, not a curated record. NCBI's taxonomy places the organism in Eukaryota, Viridiplantae, Streptophyta, Magnoliopsida, Cucurbitales, Cucurbitaceae.
AUGUGUGAUGCUAGCAGCUAUGUUGUGGGCGCAGUUUUGAGUCAGCGCAAGGACAAGGUUUUGCAUCCUAUCUACUAUGCGAGUAAAACGUUGAAUGAUGUGCAGGAGAAUUAUACAACAACAGAUAAGGAAAUGCUCGCAGUGGCAAAGAUGUUGAGGAAACGUGGCAGGCUGAGCUGGCAGGUAGAGGAGAGGAAUGUUGACCCUACAAGUGGAGGCCCUGAAGUUAGAUAUGAGCCAUAUCCAAAAGGGAAAGAGACGACUUCUAAAAAUGAGUCGAGUACCCCACGGAGAUUGGCGUCGAGUGUAGGAUCGAUUCAGACCGAUCCAGAGAAGAAACACGACGUCGAGAGGUUGAAAGCUUUAUGGGCUACGACGUUCGAUGGAGCCACAGAUCCAGUAGAUGCUGAGUUAGUUGAGACCGUUAUCAGAGUUGAGUGGAGUGUAGCAAGGGUAGAAAUACUCCAGACAGGUGCGAAGUAG